UCUCACCUUGCGUGUGGCGCGAGUGAGCUCAAACUAGUAAAUUUUAUAACUUUUCAUAAUAUUUUCUAAAAAUCUUAUCAAGUUUCUUAAUUUUAAUUACUGUUUAAAUAUUGGAGAUAUCGUGUUAAAGUUUAUCUGAAAGUCAUUAAGUUCUAGUCAUUUAGAUGUUAUAAUAAAAUUAUCACGACGACCGUAAAAGAGUUGAUUACUUUAAUUUAAAAUUAAUUCAAAGUUUUAAUAUUUUAAUUGAUAAAAUGUCCAUUAUUAAACAGAGUAAAGUUGAGUACGACAUAUUUCUCGUACUACUUAUUCCCAUACUUAUCUUGAUAACCAAGUUUAUUCCAAAAUUGUCGACUUGGAUCUCUACCAGAUUUUAUAGAUUAACGUCCAAAGAGGCAGAUCAGGUGCGAGAAAUCAUACAAAUCAGGAAAGAGAUGGGGGCUAUGUCGAUGGUGGACGAAUUUGCAAAAUAUGCAAAACUACAGAGAAAGUUAAACCAACUUACACUCGAUUUGGAAUCUAGUGGUGACUGUAGAAAAUCCAUCCAAACCAAAAUAUACAGGUGGACGAUGGGAAUUUUGUCAGGGCUUGUCGCCAUUAUUUACUUAUCAUUAUUGGGCUUUGUCGGAACAUCUACGCCCGUUUUUGUUGUCCCCAAAACUUGGUAUUUUCCAAUCCAGUCAAUUUUAGCUUAUCCGUCUGAAGUCGAAGGAGCUAUCAGUAUUCCAAUAUGGACUCUUUUAACAAGAAACGUAAUUUCUGUGCUUGUUAAAAUGUGAAAGUAUGUCAGUCGAUUUUGAAAAUUUGUGUCCAUCAGUUUUAUAAUUGGAACUUACUUUGUACUACAUAUGUACAAUAAUAAGUCUGCCUUGUCUAAAUUGCCGUGAUAGUGUAAGACAUCGAAUUAAAAUGUAAACUUUGAUGUUGAGUCGCUUCAAUUAAUUAAUUUGUUGCUGUUAACACUUGAUUUAAUUGUUACUUCCAAUUCGUAUAUAUGUAUUCGUUAAUUCGCACACACAAAUUAAGUAACUCACUGUACAAAAUUUGUACUACAAUUUGUAGUCUACAAAUAUGGUUGAACAUCAUGUUUAAGAAAAUAAACUGUAUGAUUCCGUAAUAUAA
This is a messenger RNA of Folsomia candida, 1122 nucleotides long. RefSeq names its product guided entry of tail-anchored proteins factor 1. The coding region runs from base 255 to 779 and encodes 174 amino acids. The transcript is spliced from 3 exons. Gene Ontology annotation, biological process: tail-anchored membrane protein insertion into ER membrane. NCBI's taxonomy places the organism in Eukaryota, Metazoa, Arthropoda, Collembola, Entomobryomorpha, Isotomidae. The record is from RefSeq and is a predicted model, not a curated record.